UUUCGAGCCAUCUCGUGGGCCAGCCGGGCCCGCUGUCGCCGAAAGCGUAUUAAUCGGGUGCCGCGUGCCUGCCACACACGCGUCGCGCAUUCCCAAGUGAGUGGUAAUUUCCCAAACAAUCUUGUGCGCGUGCAGGACAGACCCUCGAUAGCCUCUUAUACACCGGCAACGUCAACACGUCUGUGAGGUUUUCACCUUUUUUCCUACCCUGGGAUUUUCUCUUCAAACAACCGCUGUUCCACACUCACGCCGUUUUUGCCUGGAACCACCCGCUACCCCAAACACUCUUUUAAAGCAGCAUCUCUGACUGCCCUCAUCAGAACAAUCCCAGCCAUUUGCUGACUGCCCAUCUCCACAGUCUCCUACUAUGCUAUCCAGACAAGGCUCGGUGACCUCCUCGGUUUUCAAUGCACAAAUACACCCGCAACAAAUCGGGCCCUGGCGGCUAGGGAAAACGCUAGGCCGCGGCGCCACAGGGCGGGUUUUGCUUGGCGUGCACCAGACCACGGGCCAGAAGGCGGCCGUGAAAGUGGUGUCGAAACUGGACUUGAACGAAGACUACGAGCAGCCCCAGGACCGCAAGGGCGGGCUUCCCUACGGCAUCGAGCGGGAGAUCAUUAUCAUGAAGCUCUUGACCCACCCGAACGUGUUGCGUUUGUACGAUGUGUGGGAGACGUCCAAGGCAUUGUACUUGGUCUUGGAAUACGUCGAAGGCGGCGAGCUCUUCGACUUGUUGGUGGAAAGGGGCCCGUUGGAGGAGCAGGAGGCCGUCAAGUACUUCCGCCAGAUCAUCCUCGGCACCGCCUACUGCCACGCGUUGGGCAUCUGCCACCGCGACUUGAAGCCCGAGAACUUGCUUCUCGACAGCUCUCUCAAUGUGAAGCUUGCGGACUUUGGCAUGGCGGCAUUGGAGAGCAACGGCAAGUUGCUUGAGACGUCGUGCGGCUCGCCGCACUACGCAGCGCCCGAAAUCGUGUCUGGACUCAAGUACCACGGCGCCGCGUCCGACGUGUGGUCGUGCGGCGUCAUUCUCUUUGCCUUGUUGACCGGCCGCUUGCCCUUUGACGACGAGAACAUCCGCAACUUGUUGUUGAAGGUGCAGGCCGGCAACUUCGAGAUGCCGCUGGAAAUCAGCCCCGAGGCCCAGGACCUAAUUUGGAAAAUGCUCACCGUGGACCCUAUGGAGAGACUCACCACCUCGGACGUCUUGAGCCACCGCCUCCUUGCUAAGUACCCGUGCCCUAACGAAGACCUCAUCAGCGUCAAGUCCUUGCCGCACCCGAAGACCGCGUACAAAUCCUUGGGCUCCGUCAAGAACAUCGACCGGCAGAUCUUGGAGAACUUGUCCAUUUUGUGGAACCUGCGGCCCGAGCAAGAGAUCAUCCUGGCCCUUUUGAAAGAGGGCCCGACCCCCGAGAAGACCUUUUACGCGUUGCUCCUCAGGUACAGACACACGCAGGACGACGCCACGCUCAACCCCACCACGUCUGCGUCCCCCACCAAGAAUCUCCCUCGCUCCACCUCGGCGCUCUCCAACAGAGCCCCCAACACCCCAAGACGCGGCAAGAUGGGCCAAGUGAGCGCGUCAUCCUCGAGAAACAGGCCUGUCUCCUUCCAGCGUCGGUAUGGCGCUCGCAACUCCGUGCCCUCCCCUUCAAGAGACACCCGGUGGAACCAGCCUUCGCCCGCCAGGUCACCGCGGAAACGCAUGAGCUUCCAGCCCCAAGGCGGGCCUCCUCCCAGAGACAUCUACAAUGAAAUCAUGGCCGUUUCCGGGCCAAACGAAUCGUACACGUCGAUGCCGCCCACCUUGCCCUCGAAAGACACCAUUCACGCGGAUGCAGAGACACCAGCCACAGCUGCUGACAUUGGCAUCAGAGAGGAGAACAAAGGUACGCUAGAAGCUCUCAGCGCUGCUCCCUUCUUGAUACCGAACCAAUCGUCCACCACUAUGACCGGUGCAGGCAACAAGAGAAAUUCGAUCUUGAAGCAGUCUAACUCUAGAAUGAGCAGACGCAAAUCCAUCCGCCAAUCUUUAAACACUGGCAUGAAGCGGAACUCCAUCACCAUCAAGCUUCUUUCUACGUAUGCAAAGCUCUCGAACGAGACCGACUGGGAGUAUAUGGACAAGCAAACCAAGCGGACAUCUGCUACCUUCGGUAUGCUUUGUGACAAGAUCUUCAAUCACGAGGCGUAUGACGAGGAGGACGAGAAGUUGAUUGACGAGGAGGAAAAGAAAGCCAAGGAGUACGAGAAAUUGAUGGAGCUCGAACGGAAGAAGCACGAAGCAGAACUCAAGGCGCGCAAAGAGUUGGCCAAACAACAAAAAAGACAGAAGAGGCGGUCUUUGUUCUCUUCCUCUAAAAAGCUACACAUCACUGUAACUGAAGAUGGCCUGGGCCAAGAAGAGGCUCCUGCUGGUGCGUCAGACGUGCUUCCUGGAAAGAGAAAUUCGCAGCAACAAAAACAGGCCAAGUACAAUCAAGCCUUGAGAGCCCUUUCGGAGGGAGUUGGUGGGAAUGACGAUGAACUCAAGAAAUCUGACCUUGACGCAAUCAAAAAGCGUUCUGUCACGCAACCGAUUCCCAGAAGAAGACAAACACCAGUUUUAAGCAGGAGACCAGUUUCUCGGUUGGAUCCGCUAUGGCUUGCGCAUGAGAACGAGAAGCUCACCCGGGCACAGGAUGCCUUGAAAGCAGAGUUUCAGGACAUGGAAAAUAAGAGAAAGAACAGGAACCGGGAGUCGAUGGUGUCUUUUGGCUACAAAGACGACAAGCACCAAUAUCCCAAGGACUCUGAUUACGACAAUGCCUUCGAGCUUCCAGAACACAAGAAUGAAGACGCAGACUUGAGUGAGGAGUACUUAUCCGAAAUCAGAAAAUCCCGGCUUUUGAACUCGCAGCUCAACUUAAACGCUGCUUUGGAGGGCAACUUGAAUGAUUCAAGCGUGAAGCGCACCUCGAAGAUCGGCAGGCAUAAGGAAGAGGAAAGAAAGACGUUGAUUGGAUCUGUCAACAUCCCCAAGGUCACGAGAAAAUCAAGCAAUUUCACAAACUCAAAUAAGAGGUUGUCUUUGCUCAGUCUCAAGUCGACCAAAGAGUCUUACCAGGACUUAAACAGCUUUUUGGAUACGCACAAUGAAGACUUGGAGGACGACGAGCUUAAUGAAGAGGAACAACUUUCCAAGGCCAUGCCUGGCUUGAGAACCAGCUUUGCCGACCGUUUGGAUCACGCAGGCUCAACCAUGAACGAUUUAGGAGACGACGACGAGCCUUUGGACUCUAAUUCCGUCAUUGAUCUUGACGAGCAUUUGGCUAACAAGAGAACAUCUUACUAUGCUGGUCCCGGCAACAAUAUGGGUCAUAGGAAAUCUGUGGCCAGUGCCAAAAGUGCGAAGGAUUCUCAGAGGCGAAGGAGUGGUGUCAGCCAGAAGGAGAAGGAAGCUGACUACACUUUUGCAGAGGAUGACACGAGACCUAAAUCCAAUGCUGACGAGGUUUUCGAAAGUAUCAAGUUGCCGGAGAGCAAGAAACCACUUUCCCAGGGUGCCAGAACCAACAAGCCGGUGAGAGCUGCUCAGCCAAGCCCAUCGACUAUGCUUCUUCCUGACUUGAAGGCUCCUGAGAAGCCCACAGCUGUAUCAAAGGGAAAGAAGUAUGGCGAGCUUGCAGAAAAACGAGAAACCAAACCAAGCGUUCCCGCGCAUGGUAGUGUUCCGCUCAUGGACUCCACGAACUUAAAGCCAAAAACCGAGGAUGUGCCGCAAAAGAGAAACCGCUCGAUUUUCAGAAAGUUAUCUUGGGGCACAAAGAAACUGUUGGAUGAAGAACCCAAACAACUACCAUCGCCAGCGAACUCGAGCGGUAGCACAGUUAACGAACCGAAAGGAGGCCUUUUCCUGCGGUUGUUUAGUUCCUCGGAUCACAGCCAGCUUGAGGUCCAUACAUACAAGACGAUUUUACCCAAACAAGAGAUGAUGUCGGCUUUGUUCUCACUUCUAAACUCGUGGACCAAUUUCGGACUAAAAGACUUGAGAAGGGACAACCACGGGAACAAUAUCCUUGGGUCUGUUUCAAAAAGAAACUCUUUUAAUUUCAAGAGCUGCAAGUUCAGAAUCCAGAUUGCACAGAGAGAGAUGAACCAGAAAUCAGAGGUUAUUUGUGUUCACACAAAGGGGGCCGCGGCUACAUCCAAGCUCUUGUUCCAAGAAAUAAAACGGGUCUUGGAGAAAGAGGGAGUCAUGGACGAGUAG
Messenger RNA from Metschnikowia bicuspidata var. bicuspidata NRRL YB-4993, 4252 nucleotides. RefSeq names its product protein kinase (gene GIN4). Gene Ontology annotation, molecular function: protein serine/threonine kinase activity; ATP binding; tau-protein kinase activity. Lineage: Eukaryota; Fungi; Ascomycota; Pichiomycetes; Serinales; Metschnikowiaceae. Gene Ontology annotation, cellular component: cytoplasm. Gene Ontology annotation, biological process: microtubule cytoskeleton organization; protein phosphorylation; intracellular signal transduction. The transcript is spliced from 2 exons. The record is from RefSeq and is a predicted model, not a curated record. The coding region runs from base 368 to 4252 and encodes 1294 amino acids.